Messenger RNA from Lactuca virosa, 1017 nucleotides. NCBI's taxonomy places the organism in Eukaryota, Viridiplantae, Streptophyta, Magnoliopsida, Asterales, Asteraceae. The record is from the annotation of a GenBank genome assembly.
AUGCAUGUACCACCGCAGAGGUUUGCUAGUAAAGUUUUGGAUACUCCAGUUGAAACUGAAAAGGAUGUAUAUAUUUUCAAGCAUUCAAACGAUCCCACACCCGAUCAGAUGGAUGCUCUCAUUUCUCAACUACAGUCAACUGCAAGGAAGCCUCCCCAAGCGGUUCCUGUUAUUUCUGCUUCUCCAUCUGAGAGUGAUAAAAUUGAUUCAGACGCCUCCUUAUUGCCAAGAAUGCGAAGACGUAACGAUCCAAGGUCGGGAGUAUUUGUUUCUGAACCAGUACAACCAUCAAGCCCUACUGAAGAACCAACCCUAGUUUCUCAAGUUAAUCAAAGUCUUUCUAUAGGACUAGCCCAGAUGGCUCAAGAUGAUCUAAGCCCUAUUGUGGAACCAGUCCAUGUCUCUCAAGAUGAUGAAGAAACAUUCACCUCACGAAGUUCCUCUGCUCCAUCACUUCCAGAGCAUGAUGCCAAAUCUGUCAAGCUAGUCAGGAUACUUCCUUUUCAAGAUUCUAUUUCUCAAUCAAAAGGCAAAGGAAUAUCUAUCGGCUCUGGACAAGGGAGUGAUGAAUAUUCUCAUCAAAUUAUCUCUGAGCUUAAACAGGAGAUUGUGUCUUUGAGGCAGGAAUCAAUGGAGAAGGACUUUCUAAUUGGUAAUUUGGAUGUAAGAUUAUCUAGUCUUGAAAAGGAGAACUCUGUUAAAGAUACGAAGAUUUAUGAACUUCAAGCAAAUCUUGGUGGUAUAACUGCUUUACUCUUUGACUUGAAACAACGCUUACAUCAAAAGUUUGGUGAUGAUUUCCAACCUUUGAGCUCUAAAGGCGAAAAGAUUACAGCUUCUACUUCUAAUCCAGUUAAUCCAUCUUCUCAAGGUGUAAGUGAGAGGGUUGUUAGACCAUCUCCGGACGCGAAUCUUGACACUUUUUUAGCUUCUGGUCCUUCUUCUGCUCAAGAAAGGAGAGAGAAGCAAGCACGAAUUGAGGAGCUGAAGGGGAAGAUGUUAGUUAUAAAGCAUUAA